This is a messenger RNA of Elephantulus edwardii (Cape elephant shrew), 909 nucleotides long. It is a transcript of the gene SPRY4, whose product is annotated as sprouty homolog 4 (Drosophila). Gene Ontology annotation, biological process: negative regulation of Ras protein signal transduction; animal organ development; multicellular organism development. Gene Ontology annotation, cellular component: membrane; cytosol. The transcript has a single exon. Bases 13 to 909 code for a protein of 298 amino acids. The record is from RefSeq and is a predicted model, not a curated record. Lineage: Eukaryota; Metazoa; Chordata; Mammalia; Macroscelidea; Macroscelididae.
ACCUCCAGCCCCAUGGAGCCCCCGAUCCCACAGAGUGGCCCGUUGACUCCCAGCUCCGUCAUGAUCCAACCCCUCCUUGACAGCCGAGUGCCCCACAGCCGGCUCCAGCACCCACUGGCCAUCUUGUCCAUCGACCAGAUGAAGACCAGCCACGUGGAGAAUGACUACAUAGACAACCCGGGCCUGGCGCCCCCUGCCGGCCCCAAGCGCGCACGGGGCGGGGCCUCAGAGCCGGCUCCAACCCCGUCCCGCUGUGACCAGGAUGUCACCCACCACUGGAUCUCCUUCAGCGGGCGCCCCAGCUCUGUGAGCAGCAGCAGCAGCACGUCCUCCGACCAGAGGCUCUUAGACCACAUGGCACCGCCGCCUGUGGCUGACCAGGCCUCCCCACGAGCUGUGCGCAUCCAGCCCAAGGCAGUCCACUGCAAGCCCCUGGACCUCAAGGGCCCUGCAGCCCCGCCUGAGCUGGACAAGCACUUCCUGCUCUGCGAGGCCUGUGGGAAGUGUAAGUGCAAGGAGUGCGCGUCCCCCCAGACGUUGCCCUCCUGCUGGGUCUGCAACCAGGAGUGUCUGUGCUCACCCCAGACCCUGGUCAACUACGGCACUUGCAUGUGCCUGGUGCAGGGCGUCUUCUACCACUGCACCAACGAGGACGAUGAGGGCUCAUGCGCAGACCACCCCUGCUCCUGCUCUCACUCAAACUGCUGCGCCCGCUGGUCCUUCAUGGGCGCCCUCUCCUUGGUGCUGCCCUGCCUGCUCUGCUACCUGCCCGCCACGGGCUGCGUGAAGCUGGCACAGCGCGGCUACGACCGCCUGCGCCGCCCCGGCUGCCGCUGCAAGCACACGAACAGCGUCAUCUGCAAGCCAGCCGGGGAUGCCAAGGCCAGCAGACCCGACAAGCCUUUCUGA